GGAGAAGAACAAUUUUUUGUGUGUGUUUUUUGUGAAUAGGCAAAAGGCGUUGCCAAAUCAAAAGCAUCAGCACACAGAUUGUUGAAUUAAAUGAAUAAAUACCUAAAUAUAUACUAAACGCAAUCAUAACUUAAACGAAACAGGCACAAAGUAACUAUUAUAAAUAUUUAUAACUGAAAAGAGCUAGAGAACUGCAAGCAAAUCAAUUAUUCAUACGCACCGUUAAACAAAACAGCAACACAGCAAACGCACCAAAAGUGAAAUUUUCAAGUGACAUUGUGAAAGGCAGCCACAUACCAGGCUGCAUUAAUAAAACAUACAACAAUCAUAUAGCAUAUAGGAUACAAAGGAUAAAAGGAGUCGGCACAGGAGGCGCUCUGCCUGUUCUAUUAUUUAACUGCUUACAACAGACGUUUUCAACUGGACGAAAGCUGAUUGAAAGCCGCUUUCAACAGCAGCAUCCGUCGUUCACUAAUACUCGACGCGAGGGAGAGAGAGCGAGAGCGCACAAAAUAGUAACUGAGUGACAGAGAGAGAGGGAGAGACGGAGAGCGUGACAGCAGCAGCAGCAGCGACGUCAACGUCAAUCCGCUCAAUAUUUAUAUUGCACGAGACCAAUUCGCGAUUCACGCUCCAACUGCUGACGACUCAGACGCAGACGCCACUGGAGGUCCUGGGUAUCAGACUGUGGCUCUGGUUCAUCUGGUGCCUGGUCCAGCCGCAGCACCAAAAUAAAUAACAUCUGACAGCUGCUGCGAGUCUCCUGCUACUGCGCCCACACCAGCUCGCAUCAAGUCGAGUGGACUCAACUCUCCCGUGCACAAUUCGCACAGGCCUAAGCAAUAUUUGAGCAAGACAAAAACGCUUCAGCUGUAACUGCAAUCGACUACUACAAUCAAGCACAACAAACUAGCAAUAACGGUAGAAACAAACCAAAAAUAUAAACAACUAAAAAACACGCAAUGGGUGCCAAGGAAAGUGUCGAGGCAGCCGUCAAAAUGAAUGCCGAUGGCUGGGGCCACGUGGAGCGCGGCAGUCGCUACCACGGCCAUCGGCAUAAUCAACGUUCGCAGUCGCUAAAUCGCGGCCAGGCGCUCUCGCAGGCGGACGUGACCGGCAUGUGGUGACAUCGGGGUGCCUCUGGUAAAGGAGCUGCGGCGGGCUGUGCUAACUGCGCCAUGGGCAACAAAUUGAGCUGUUCGUGUGCGCCUCUGAUGCGCAAGGCUUAUCGCUAUGAGGAUUCACCCUGGCAGAGCUCUCGUCGUCGCGAUGGUCAUCUCUUAAGUUCGUUCAGGUUGUGGGCUGAGGUCUUUCACGUAUCGGCAAGCGGCGCCGGCACCGUCAAGUGGCAACAAGUGUCUGAAGAUUUGGUUCCUGUUAACAUUACCUGCAUUCAGGACUCGCCCGAGUGCAUCUUUCACAUCACCGCGUACAACAGCCAGGUGGACAAGAUACUCGACGUGCGACUUGUGCAGCCAGGCACACGCAUUGGCCAGGCAUCAGAAUGCUUUGUUUACUGGAAGGAUCCAAUGACUAACGAUACUUGGGGCCUCAACUUCACAUCGCCCAUCGAUGCCAAGCAGUUUCGGGAAUGCUGUGUAUCUUACAUUGUAAAAAAAUACUCGCCUUCUUUCAAAUUUUCACGAAAGGCCUCGUCGAGCUACUCCCUGAAACUGGAUCCGCCGGGCAAGGGCAAGGUGAAGGCCAAGCGAAAGCCUCUCAGCACUCCGGCGUCGCCGUCGCGCGUGCGCCAAGAGCCCCAAUGCACCUGCAUGUCCGCCGAGCAGUAUGCGCGCUUGAGAACCGAUCCACGUGUUAGAGGUUCAUCCACAUUGCCGCGUAAUGUCGGCUCCCACAGAAUCACCGAUGUCGAUGGCCAGCAGCAGGGCAAAGUUGUAAGCGCCGUGAGCAGCACCUCGCUCUAUGAUAAUGUGGCUAGCGGUGGGCCGGGCGUGGUCCAAGGAGGCGAUACCCUACAACGUCAGCUUAAAGGGCAAGAUGGCUCGAUGGUGGCCAAUGCGGGCGUCAAUACCAACACACCGGGCGUCAUUGUCACCGGCGUGGGCAGCGGCUCGGACAUGUGCACACAGAAUCAUGUGGGCUCCCAGGUGGGCCCAGACGAUGCCGGCGCCUGCCAAAUGGAUAUGGAUCUGUCGAAGAGCGAGGGCACCCAGGUUGGCGGCGGACUGCACCAGAGCGUGGGCACCUCCACCAAGUCAACCGGCACACGCACCAAGGAUUUCAACGAUGAUAUGACACGCGACGCGCACUCGCACGAUAUGCACCACCAGCACAACGUAAUCAACAACAACACACGACGCAAGACCAAGAGCACCGAGGACAUGAACGUCGACACGAGCACACUAAAGCGCAUGCUAAAGCCGAUGCCCAGCACUGAGAGCCCCGUCACGUCGCCGGAGAUGGGGCGACGCCGCUACAACUACUACAAUGCCAAUGGCGCACAAACGCUGGGGCCGCAGCACAUGCAUCAGCACGGCAUGGGCAUGGGCAUGGGCGUGGGCGUCGGUGGGGGCGCCGGCGGUGGCGGUGGCGGUGCUGGCGGCGGCCAUCACGUCAUGAACAACAAUACCUUGGGCCGCAACAGCGGCAGUCAGUCGUCGCGCUUCUCCGGCUCGAGAUCUUCGCAUGAAAUCGGUCGUGGUUAUCCGCAGCGCAAUCUGUACUUGGAAUUGGAGCGAGAGCGCGAGCGCAGCUGCAUCGAGGGCUCGCCGCCAUCGGAUAACGUGAUGUUCGACAACCAGUGCUAUGCGACCACGCCCAGCUCCAGCAAUGGCAACUCCGAUCAGGAUCAGUCGUAUGGGCAGCAGCAGCAGCCCCAGCAGCCGCAUCCACAGCAGCAGUCGCAUCAGCCGCAUCCGCCGCACCCACAGCAGCGGGCAUCCAGGCAUCAGCACCAUCAGCAUCAGCAGGCGCCGAAUGUGACGCCCACACCGGGCAGCCCCACCUCGCGGCUGCUCAUGGAGUACGAGAUGCACUUGCGCAAUACGCUGGCCAAGGGCAUGGACGCCGAGUCCUAUAGCCUGCAUACGUUCGAGGCUCUGCUCUCCCAGAGCAUGGAGAAUCUGGAAUUCGCUGAAAGCCUACCAGGAUCAACACAGCGCAGUCCAUAUCCACUACGUAGGCCCAAUGCAAAAUCUUCAACCUUGCCGCUGCCGCCGCAUCGCCCCCUAUCCACCAUACGGGAUAAGGAACGCGAUCGUGACCGGGAUGGCUAUUACAGCGAUCGCAACGAAUUGAUUCGCGAGCGUGAGCGGGAAAGGGAUCGCGGCUAUCUGUCCGAUCACAAUGCUAGUUUCUCGAACUCUCGCUGUGCCAGCUGCAUUGGGGAAUCGGCACGUGCUCAGUGGUUCCGUCACUCGGAUGGCUGGCGUUCGGGCAGCUCGACCAUUGGCUCCGGUUCCGGCCACGGCAUGAUGGCCCAGCAAAUGGCCGGCUCCGGUCACAAGCGUUCGCCCUGGGACUCGCUGCCGUCGCUGCGCCAAGACAGCAGCCUCAACGAUUCCGGUUAUAAGAGUGCACGCGCUGACUCCUUGGAGCAACGUGCUGAAUUUAUACGUCAGGAUAGUUUGCGAUCAGAGUAUUUGAGCGAUCGCGAAUCACGCUAUGGAAUUGUACAACAGGCCUCUAUAGAGAGCACCGAUUCGCGCAUGUGUUAUCUCACAUCGUCAGAGAUCUCGGACGAUGAUCGAAUGAGCCUAACUACUGCCGUUUCGGAUGAAGAUGAUGGCGAAAGUGUCAUGGCGUCACCAUAUAAAGCAAAGGCCACUGGCACCGCUGCAUCCUCCUUCAACUGCACGGGCGCUGUGCGUAAAGCCGGCUUUCUAUCGGUAAAGAAAUGGCUGCUACGUAAGAAGCAUCAAAUCGAGCUGGCUCGCAAGCGUGGCUGGAAGGGCUACUGGGUGUGCCUGAAGGGCACCACGCUCCUCUUCUAUCCGUGCGAUUCGCGUGAGGGCCGCAGCGUCGAGGCGGCGCCCAAGCAUUUAAUUAUUGUGGACGGCGCGAUUAUGCAGCCAAUACCGGAGCAUCCGAAGCGCGAUUAUAUAUUCUGUCUGAGCACCGCAUUCGGCGAUGCCUAUCUGUUCCAGGCGCCCUGUCAGGUGGAGCUGGAGAAUUGGGUAAAUAGCAUACACAGCGCCUGUGCCGCUGCAUUUGCGCGUCAUCGCGGCAAAACGGGAACACUGCAUCUGCUGCAGGAGGAGAUCUUUCGCCUGGAGAAGGCCAUUGAAUCGGAUCACAAGCUGAAGCACAUGGCUGAGCUGCAGCAAUCAGUUGUCACCGAUCAGGAGACACGCCAUCAAAUACAGGCACAGAUUUUGCAAUGGGAGGAAAACCUUGAACGUCUGCACUGCGAACAGUUCCGACUACGCUGCUAUAUGGCCUCGCUCCAGAGCGGUGAGCUGCCCAAUCCAAAGUCACUGCUCACCCACGUCUCGCGCCCCACAAAGAAUACUCUGAAUAAGCUGGGCGUCUUUACGGUCUCCUCGUUCCACGCCUUCAUCUGUGCCAGGUCGCCGUCGUUGCUCAAUAAUCUGCUGGCCGGACGUGGUGCCACCAAGCGACGGCCGCCGAUGCUGUCUCGCUCGAACAGCGGCUCCAGUCGCCGCUCCAUGCAGAUGAAUUCACGUGACGAGCCGGAAAAAACCUUCAAAGUUGCAAUGCCCGACAAUGCUUACUCGACAGUUUAUCUACGUGACGCGAUGUCUGUGGAGGAAUUCCUUGCCAGCGCCUGCGCCCGUCGCAACCUCAAUCCCAUGGAGCACUUUGUGCGCGUCAAGAAGCGACGUGACAUGGAGGAUCACAAUUACUUUGUGCCACAUCGCAAUGAUCUGAUUGAAAAUUAUCUACAUAAUCACGAAUUUGUGGAGGUGUGCAUGAAAAUACUGUACCAGGUGGAGCUGCAGCGCACCACAUUGGAGCAAAUGUGGGGCUUCUCCGUCGAGGCGGAGCUGAUUGAGAACGCGGAGCGGCAGGAUGAGCUCUGUUGCUAUGUGAGCCGCGUCGAGGACAAAAGCGUGGCCAUGCACAAUGGCAUUAUCAAGGGAGACGAAAUAAUGGUCAUCAAUGGCGCAAUUGUUUCCGAUCUAGAUAUGAUGUACUUGGAGAGCGUGCUGCAGGAGGAGCAAUCGCUCAGCAUGAUGAUGCGCUCCUCGCGCACCGAACCGCCAGAUCUAGUGGGCAUAAUGCGUGUAACGGACGAUAUGAUUGACUCUCUGGUGUGCCCGCCGCCACCCUCAGAUCCGCCAGUGAUGAGCGAAGAGAUGAUAACUGGACUGAUUGUGCCAGCUCCCGGUUGGAAUGGCACUGGCAAGGAUUUGUACUCACCGGAGGCGGAAAGCUCGCCGGCGCCCUCAUUUGUGGAGCCAACUGUGGCGCAAUUGGCAGCCGGCGCUGGCGCUGGCGUUGGCGUUGGCGGGGGCGGCAUCAUUUCAGGACUGGGCGUGGCCAAGCCAACAUCGCGCACCAGCAGCUUUGAAAUUGAGAAUCUGCUCAAGACUGCGGAGCAAGUUACCGGAUUUUGUCGUUCACCUCAGGAAACGCGCAAAUCGAGCCCCACGGGUUCAGUCACAUCGUCGGUCUCGACCACAGCUUUAACGCCAUCGCGCCAGCUGACCGAUGCCGAGAAGCUGCGCAAAGUCAUCAUGGAGCUGGUAGACACGGAGCGCACCUACGUCAAGCACUUGAACAAUCUGCUGGAGCAUUAUCUGGAGCCCAUGAAACGCGAAACGUUUCUAUCGAAUGCGGAAAUUAAUGCGCUCUUCGGCAACAUACACGAGAUUGUUACAUUCCAGCGUCAGUUUCUCCAGAACCUGGAAGAGGCGCUCGAACUUGAGCCGGAAUUCAAUAAAUUCGAGCACUGCGGCCAGUUCAGGAACGUCUUAUUUGCGAUUGGCUCGGCUUUUCUCUAUUAUGUCAAUCACUUCAAGCUGUACUCCUCGUUCUGCGCCAGCCACAGCAAGGCCCAAAAGGUUCUACAUCCAAAUGAGGGCAACCAUGCGCUGCAGGAGUUCCUUGCCGCACGCAAUCCCAAGCAGCAGCACAGCAGCACUCUGGAAUCGUAUCUGAUCAAGCCCAUCCAGCGCAUCCUCAAGUAUCCGCUGCUGCUGCAGCAGAUGCGCAAUCUGACAGAUACGCGGGCCGACGAGCACGUCCACCUGUGCGAGGCACUCAAGGGCAUGGAGAAGGUGGCGGAGCACAUCAAUGAGAUGCAGCGCAUUCAUGAGGAAUAUGGCGCCAUUUUCGAUCAUCUGUUCCGGCAGCAUCAGAAGUCGUGCAAGCAGCCCAUCGAUUUGAGUCCAGGCGAUUUGCUCUACUACGGCGGCGUCGAGUGGCUAAACAUUUCCGACUUUCUGGGCAAGAUCAAGAAGGGCCUCGAGCUGCACGCCAUGUGCUUUGUAUUCAAGUCGGCGGUUGUGUUCCUCUGCAAGGAGCGCUUGCGCCAGAAGAAGAAGCUAAUGGGCGUCUCGAGCAAGAAUGCGCCAAAUGAGGUGGAAAUCAUACGGUAUCAGGUGCUGAUACCCGUCACCGAGGUGCAGGUGCGCGCCAGCUCGGCCAAGGACAUGGACUCGCACUUCCUCUGGGAGCUAAUACACCUGCGCUCGCAGCUGCAGCGCCGCUCGGAGAAGGUCUACGUGCUGUCCAAUAGCACCGCCGAUUUUCGCAAUGCAUUCCUCAAGACCAUCAGGCAGAUAAUCCGCGAGAGCGUGCGCAACAUGUCAAUUCCCAUGAAGAACUUUGGCGGCAGCUCCGGCUCCGUCUCGGGCAUGUCCUCCCAAAUGGGCGGCUAUGCGGGCAACUCGCAGACGCUGGAGCGACCCAAGCAGCAGAUCACCAUCGUUCAUGGCUCGCAUACGCUGGGCAAGCCGAAGAAGAAGUCCGGCUCGCAGCGCCACUCGGCGGGCAAUAUUGACUACGACAAUCUGUCGGGCAGCCAGGAGGGCGACGAUCUACCGCCGAGCGUGGGCGGCGUGGUGCACUAUGUGCCCCAAUCCCAGCAGCAGCAGCAACAGCAACAGCAGCUGCAGCAGCUGCAGCAACAGCCGCUGCCACAGCCGGGCGGCUUUCGCAGUCGCAGCAAGACGCUGGGCGAUGUGACAGAAAUCAUUUGCUCGCCCACAGAUUCGCAGCAGCCACAGCAGCAGCAGCAGCAGCAACAGUCAAUGGCGCCGCAUCCACAUCCGCAUCCGCGCGAGCCACCGCCGCCACCCAUCAGGCAGCCGCAUUUACAUCAUCACAGCAGCGACAUUGAGCGCAUCGAUCCGGGCACCAAGUCGGAGGGCGAGGAGGACUCACAGCAGGGCACAAUCAGGCCCAAGGCUACGCUGGGCCGCACGCCCAAUCACCUGACGCUCAGCACCACAUCGACGCUCUCGGUGGGCAGCACUGGCAGCCAGGCGCGCCUGAUACAAUCAUCGCAUCCGCCGGCCAGCUAUCAGCCGGUGCUAAUGAAGGAUCUAGGGUCCCCGGUGUGGAAACCACGAGACAUGAUAAAUUUAGGCACAGAUCCACAGUCAACAACCCGCAAAGACGAUGUGAAAAAUUAAAACAGAAAAAGCAAAACAAAUACAAAUAAUGAAUAAUGAAUAAAAACGAGAAAUAAGUAAAAGUAACUACAUUUCUUUUGUUACAUUUUAACUAAUCAAGUGUAAGGAGAACAGUGUAUACACUGCGAGAAAAACCACACACACACACUAACAAUACGAACUAACACUUUUUCACCCCUUUUCCCGCAAAUGAAAAAGAAAAUCAA
Drosophila arizonae is the source of this 7768-nucleotide messenger RNA. It is a transcript of the gene sif, whose product is annotated as guanine nucleotide exchange factor still life. The record is from RefSeq and is a predicted model, not a curated record. Lineage: Eukaryota; Metazoa; Arthropoda; Insecta; Diptera; Drosophilidae. Gene Ontology annotation, molecular function: protein binding; guanyl-nucleotide exchange factor activity. Gene Ontology annotation, biological process: small GTPase-mediated signal transduction; activation of GTPase activity.